Molecule: messenger RNA, 1546 nt
Organism: Prorocentrum cordatum
Lineage: Eukaryota; Dinophyceae; Prorocentrales; Prorocentraceae
Source: the annotation of a GenBank genome assembly
AGCUGGAGCGCAGGGCUCUGGUCCGCCGUGUCCUCCAAGAAAUUCCACGAGGUUCCAGAGGGAUCUCGAACGUAUGGCUCCAAGGCGUGCUGUCUUAGCAUGUCUCUGCAUUUCCUCGAGUGUCGUGCUUUCUCGCGCAGAGCGUGUCAUGACCAUGGACUUUGAGGAAGCCGAAGUCGAGCAGCACGUGCAGCAGGAUCUGGUGCGCAGGGAGAACCAGACCGAGCAGGGCUAUGACAUCAAAGCGAGGCUCGUUGCCGUCCUGAACAGCUUGCUUCCAGUCAUGGUUCCGGGGGUGUCUACGCUGGGCGUGGAGCCGUUGCGGAUCGAUGAGUCAAUGACUGGCUAUCCGGGCACAAUCGAAAUCACCCAGGGUUAGCCUCGGGGGCGCGAUGGCGACGGGGAUCUCAUCAGACAACGUAGCAGCUUUCGAACAUCCAAGCGUGCGUACGGCUCUGUGGCGGAUCAAGACGAGGAGGGCUACGAGAUGGGCAUCAUGCUCGCCGGCACCACGUUGCAUGUGGACGUAAAAUUUAACGAUUUCGAUCUGUCGAGCCUGCUCGAAGGCAAGGAUUAUCUGCAGCCCUUCCGCAGGUUCUUAGUUCUGGAUGGAAUGCUGAGAGCACAGAUCAACGUUCCUUUGCAGCGCAUUGGGUUCGAGCUUGACGAAAAUUACGCUUGGACCGCUUUCAUGAUGGAAGAAGAUACGCAGCACAUCGACGUCAUAGCGACAAACUUCAUUCCACGUAGUCCACCGCACUCGCCACUUGAUCUCGCGACUUUGAAAAAGGAAAUACCUGGUUGGCUGCCUGGCUUCAAUGGAAAGCCUCAGAAUUUCCUCGAUUGGAUUAUGAAGACCCCUAAGAUUGGCGUCUGGCCCAUGAUUGCCAGAAAGGUUGCUAUGAAGGUUGAGCAGAAGUCGCUGGACAGACUAGGGACCACUGGCCGAACUGUCCUUCUCCACGCCUCAAACAACUUUGUUGCCCGUCGCUUUUUCUCGAUAGCAUCUUACGUUGGUAUCGGCGCCACUGACUGCAUGAGCUUGUCCAACGCCGAUUCCCACAGGGGGGGCCAGAAUCCUUCUGAGGACGGGGGAGCUGCCCGAGCCAAAUGACCACUGGAAGCUUACCGCCAUUAGGCCAGAUGCGGCAGGAGAGACGGCCUGCGAGACGCAGGGUGCACCAUGCGGGCCCCUUGCGCGAUCUGUCCUACGAUUGCGUGCUCCCCAGAGGGUAUCGCGAUACCGUUGAGCGUGUUACGGUCGUGCGACAGGUGGAGUUGAAUUUUGCGAUAAUCCUAAUUGUCUACAGUGGUUCAAAAGGGCGACCAUCUGAUCUUUCUCGCUCCACGUUUCACUUCGCCAUCCUUUCCUUCUGCCCUCAUUCCUCCUUUCUCCAGUCCCCUUGGCUGUCUCUCGCCCCAUUCCCUCCAGUGUAUGCUUUUGCCCGCCUGCCUCCAUACCUUGAUCACAUAUGAUCCGAGUGCUUGGACAUUUGGAUACGUCAACAUUGUUUUGUAUGACAAACACAUGACUGCCAGCGUGGAC